AUGCCAGCAGUUGGUCACAGUCUUUUCCAAGCCUUAUCGUCUGUCCUUUUUUCGGAAGACAAAUUCCACCUACUCCUGCGCCUUGCUACUGUGGAUGCGCUCGCAACGCAUUUCACUGACUUCCUCCCUCACGUGCGCUCACUGGUGAAGGAUAAAAGUGUCGGUCUACUGGAGGUCGUUUUCCGCACAGCAGUAGUUGCAGCAGAGGUUUCGCAGAAAUCAAACGGCAGUGCAAUUCAUCUCUUCGGUCUGGCUACCGCCCUGCAGCGGCCCAUCUGCUCUUAUCGGGGUUUCUUUCAGGGAAAUCAGCCGGAAAAUUGGGAAGGAUAUUCGGCAGGAGAGGUCGAAGUUCUGAUACGCACUGAACGUCGGCCCGGCAAGAAACAUUAUCUGUUCUUGCCAAUCAACACGCCAUCCUCUGCUACGGAGAAGCCGGUGCGCGUGUUGCACACCAUAGAAGAUCACUAUCUGGCUUGCAUUGCGAAACAGGCGGGCUAUGAGGAGCACUUCAUGCCAACGGUGGGCAUUCCCGCCGCCAUCGUUGUUGCGGAAAAGCAGGGGACUUGAAAGGUUAUUGCGGACUGCAAAGCAAGUGGCGCCAGCGUCUACAGUGAUAGGCCGGAAAGCGACUGAUUUAGUAGUUCUGCCCUAUAGAACCGUUUGUUUAGUAGGCGAAUCGUUUCGCGGUUGCUGUUUGUUUUUGUUGACGUAACCGUGACAGGAUAAAAAUUUUGUGAUACAGCAAAUUCUUUUUGCGUUUAUGUUAAGCAUGUCUGUAUGAGUCGGCGUACGCUGGGUU
This is a messenger RNA of Paramacrobiotus metropolitanus, 799 nucleotides long. RefSeq lists its product as uncharacterized. The transcript has 2 exons. The record is from RefSeq and is a predicted model, not a curated record. Lineage: Eukaryota; Metazoa; Tardigrada; Eutardigrada; Parachela; Macrobiotidae. Bases 1 to 567 code for a protein of 188 amino acids.